AUGGCAAUGCAGCGUUAUUUGGCAGUGGCUUCACCACCAUCUCCAAGUUCUGGUCAUUCUCAUCAAACUCAUUUAUUGGGAGGCUUUGUUGUUGGCAUUUUGACAGUCUUGGUGGUUGCUUUGUUAUUUUACUUGAUCAAGACGAAGCUCUUACCAGCUCUCAGGCACAGGCAAUUACCACAGAAGCUUGGGCAGAAAGGUGAGCAGAACCCUCAGUUUGCAGCAAUUAACAUUUUCCCGUUUCUAAGAAAUUUGAAAGAAGAGAAAAUAUUGCUCAGGCGGUUCCAAUUAGAGGAACUGGUGAAGGCCACCAAGAACUUCAGCAAAGAUUGCUUGUUGGGUUGUGGUGCUUUUGGAAGUGUCUACCAGGGGACUUUUGAUGAUCUGCAGACACUAGCCAUUAAGCGAACCCACGCUGAUUCGUUUCAGAGUGCAGAAGAAUUCAGAAAUGGAGCAAGAGGAGGAAAAGUUUUGAUCUAUGAAUAUGUACCAAAUGGUUCUCUACUUGAUUACUUUAUGGGAAGAAAAUGGAGGAGCUUAACUUGGAGGCAAAGAGUGAACAUAGCCAUUGGAGCAGCAAAAGGCAUUGCUCAUUUGCAUGAAGGGGUCAGCCCAAGCAUAAUCCACCGUGACAUAAAGCCGAGUAACAUCUUGAUAGGAGAUGGAUUUGAAGCCAAGGUUUCAGAUUUUGGACUGGUGAGAUCCGGGCCAACUGGGGAUCAAUCACAUGUCAGUAGCCAAAUCAAAGGAACUCCAGGAUACCUUGACCCUGCCUAUUGUUCAAGUUUCCAUCUAACCCCAUUCAGUGAUGUCUAUAGCUUUGGUGUCAUACUUCUGCAACUUGUUUCUUCCCGGCCUGCAGUCGAUCUAACGGGACAUCGCCCUAAACAACAUAUCAUUGACUGGGCAAGGCCUAGCAUAGAGCGUGGUCGUGUUGAGGAGAUUUUAGAUGCUAAUCUUUUAACAGAGCCAUGCAACACAGAGAUGAUGCUAAAGAUGGGACAACUUGGCCUACGAUGUGUUGUAAAAGUACCCAAAAACCGUCCUACAAUGUCCGAAGUGUGUCAAGAACUUGAAGAGGCCCUCUACAAUGCAGACAACUUAUUCAUCAACAAACAGCCUUCAAGGGAGUCUCGAAGAUCAACUGGCUCUCGUCGACCAACAGAGCCAGGGCAUAAAAGAUCGAUCGACUACGAUCAGUCUCAAAACUCCGUGAGCAUAGAUGGCAUUGGAUUUCAGAGGUUUCAUGUGGACAUAGAUAGCCUCUCCUUUCAGAGCACAAGCUUAAGGUGUUUGGAGUUGGACAAUAGUAGUAUCAGUAUCGACAUUGAUAAUUUCGAAGAUAUACAUGAGGAAUCUAGUAGAGAAAAAGAAUUAAACAUGUAA
This is a messenger RNA of Prunus armeniaca (apricot), 1386 nucleotides long. The record is from the annotation of a GenBank genome assembly. Lineage: Eukaryota; Viridiplantae; Streptophyta; Magnoliopsida; Rosales; Rosaceae.